GACAGAGCAUAGAAGCUUGCAAGAGGAGGGAAGGAAAGGGGGAGAGAAAGCGGAGCAUCGGAUGCCGUUCAGUUCAAAAGCUGGGAUGCCUCUACUCCAAUAAUGGCGACGGCUCCAGCGUCCCUACGGGCUCCUCGUCCUCCUCGCCUGUAGCCCUAACCGUAGCCCCACAAAUCUCCCUCCCAUCUCCUCGCCGCCGGGCCCUCCCUCCUUCUCUCGCUCCUCUUCUUCAUCCUCCACCGCGAUGCCGCGAGAGGCCCCGCCGCCGCCGCCAGUGAUCGGUAAGGCCGGGAGGUACACCGUGUUCAUCACCCCGCCGCGCGCCCCCAAACCCUCCGAUGCUCCGAGCGUGAAUCCGCAGGCCGCCAGCCCUGUAAAGGUGGCUCCUUUGCCGCGGAAGGCUACCCCUUCGCCACCACCUCCGCCUCCGGUGCAGGUUCCACCCAUGCAGUUCGAGAAGCCGUCGACCAAGUCAUCGGGAUCCGUGUUCGGGUUCCUCUGGGACGCCAUCGCCAAAGUCCAAGAUGCGCAUUCCAGCCUCGAUGAGUACUUGGCGGACUGGUUCGGGUUGAACCAGUCCAAGUAUCAGUGGGCGUUGAACGAUUACUACGAGAACAACGGAAAGGAGAAGGAAAGUGGUAAAGGUGGUAAACCAAAGGAUCUUGUUAGCAAAGAGCAAGCUCUCUGAUAGGUUAAUAAAUAGCAGCUACAUUGGUGAUUAAUAAAAUCAAUGAAAUCAGAAGGCAGUUCUUUCGGCAUGAGUUUGACAAAGAAAGAGGUGGCCAGUUUCUUGCCAAUUGAAGAGCUUGGUAGUCAGUUUCUAUUAGUAUCUUGAGACCAAAAGUUUAUGUUCAAUUGUCACAGAUGAUAUGUUCCUUAGAGAAUUCACUCACAAUAACAUGAAAUAGAAAUAAAUCCUGCAUCUUCAAUGUAAAAAGAAGAAAAUGUAGACAACAUUCAAUGUGUAAGGGAAUUUGUGUGAUGAACACUCAUGAUGUUGCUGGUGCUACUUGUAUUGUGCAUGACUUUUGCUUUCAAAAUGUUCUAUAUAAAAGUGGAGUGGACAAUCUUUUAGUUGAA
Messenger RNA from Musa acuminata AAA Group (dessert banana), 1080 nucleotides. RefSeq names its product anther-specific proline-rich protein APG-like. The record is from RefSeq and is a predicted model, not a curated record. The transcript is spliced from 4 exons. The coding region runs from base 245 to 688 and encodes 147 amino acids. NCBI's taxonomy places the organism in Eukaryota, Viridiplantae, Streptophyta, Magnoliopsida, Zingiberales, Musaceae.